Messenger RNA from Cuscuta epithymum, 1050 nucleotides. NCBI's taxonomy places the organism in Eukaryota, Viridiplantae, Streptophyta, Magnoliopsida, Solanales, Convolvulaceae. The record is from the annotation of a GenBank genome assembly.
UUGAACACACAACAUAAGAGUCAAUCUGGUGGGUUAAUUUGAGAGAUGGAAAACUUUAAGAUUUGUGCUUUUGGUGUGGUUUUCUCUUUGUUUCUUUCUUUUCAAUUUCCCGAUCACUUUGGAGUUGGGGCAGCAAAUGUUGAAACAUCCCCAAAUGGAUUAGAAGCUUGGGGUUUUAUUGACGUUAGACCAGGUGCACACAUGUUUUGGUGGCUGCUCAAAAGUCAAAAUAGAGUCAACGACCCAAACAAGCCAUGGCCAAUUAUUCUUUGGUUGCACGGUGGACCAGGAGCUUCUGGAACUGGAAUUGGCAAUUUUCUAGAGAUUGGACCUUUUGAUGCCAAUCUGAUGCCAAGAAAUUCAACAUGGUUGAAAAAAGCUGAUCUACUAUUUGUGGAUUCUCCGGUUGGAGUUGGAUAUAGUUAUGUGGACGACAUUGGACUAUUGACCAAGACCGAUUCACAAGCAGUAUCUGACUUGACCACUUUAUUGAGAGAAGUUUUCAGGAGUAACGUGACUAAUUUAGCAAAUAGGACCUUGUACAUAAUAGGAGAGUCUUAUGGAGCAAGGUUAGCUGUUUCUCUUGGAUUGUCAAUCCUUAAUGCAACUCAGGCGAAAAGUUUGCCGGUCCAACUCAAGGGAGUGACAUUAGGUAGUAGUUGGAUAUCGCCUGAAGAUUCUGUGCUUUCAUCGGGUCCUCUGCUGCAAACUUUCUCAAGAAUUGAUGAAAUUGGCCUGGAAAAAGUUAACAGUAUGGCUAAUCAAAUCAAGGAGAAAAUUGGUGAAAGCAACUUUGCAGGGGCAGCUGACUUAUAUAUGCCACUUCAAGAUGUCAUACGUAACAACAGCAACUCAGUGGAUAUAUAUAACCUUUUGCGAGAUUCUAUGGACUCCACGGUAUCUACUACUGCCUUAAUAUUUCUCAACAACACAAUGAAUGGAGCGAUCAAGAAAAAGUUACGACUCCCUAACAAUAUUUCGUGGGUAGGGGCGUCUGUUCCUGUUUUUAGUAAUAUGUCAACCGACUUCAUGAAACCAAGAAUCGACGAG